Molecule: messenger RNA, 1632 nt
Organism: Ostrea edulis (European flat oyster)
Lineage: Eukaryota; Metazoa; Mollusca; Bivalvia; Ostreida; Ostreidae
Exons: 3
Coding region: 69-1538 (489 amino acids)
Source: RefSeq, a predicted model, not a curated record
UCCUUUCUCGAAGAAUAUUCAUAAGCCGCGCGCUGAAAUCGAAAACGAGGCUAAGGUCGGUAAACAAAAUGUCAGCGUCAGCACGGGGAGGACAGGGCCACGACAAACACUGUUGUGUACCAUUAUGCACUGGAAAUGGGAGAUUAAAUCCAGAGUUAUCAUUUCACAAAAUACCAAAAGCAUCAGAAAUGAGGCGAGCAUGGAUCCAAGCCAUCAGAAGAGAUCCCGGUCCUCUUUUUACCAUAAGUGAACAAACCGUAGUUUGCUCUCGCCACUUCAAACCUAGUGAUAUUAAAUGGACACCAGUAAGAACCACAUUGAAACCGGGAUCUGUACCUUCGAUUUUCCAUUGGAAGGCAGAUUCCAACACUCGACGUCCAAUUGUAAAACAUCCCAUUCCAGAAAAAAGACCAAAGCAGGAGUUUGAUGAUGAAAGAGAGAGACCCGAUGAAACAGAUUCUAUAUCAAUGUCAAAUGAGGAUGGUUCUCCUCCUCCUGAUGAAAUGCAGAGAAAGAUAGUGAGAAUCGAAGAAUUAGAGGCUUUGUUACAGAAGAAGGAUGAAGAAAUAAGGAGUAUACAACAAAAGAUGGAGAUAGAACGAUUUGGAAUCCAACGUUUUUCAAAUGACAAUUCAAUGAUACAAUUCUACACAGGUUUUACAUCAAUGGCUAUGUUUUCAGCUUUCUUUGAAUAUGUCAGACCUACUGCAACCUGUAUGAACAGCUAUUACUAUAAAUCCUGUGAUAAAUCCAAUCAGCAGAUCACAGUCAGCAAACAAAGAAGCAUGCUUUUAAUUGAUGAGUUGUUCAUGUUUGUGUGCAGACUAAAAUGUGGUCUUAUGGCACAAGAUUUAGCAGUCAGGUUCAAUUGUCAUGUGUCAACAGUUAGUCGCAAGAUCAUAACAUGGGCAAACUUUUUGUAUUUCAUUUUAGGCAGCAUGAAUAUUUGGUCUAGUAAGGAACAAAUUUAUGAAAAAAUGCCCCAGUCCUUCAAGAUGUUUUACCCCUCAACUAGAAUCAUAAUUGACUGUACAGAGAUAAAAACCGAGCGCCCAUCAUCCCUAGCACUAGGAUCCAAAUGUUAUUCAACGUAUAAGAGUUCCCACACAUGGAAAGGGCUUGUUGGAAUUGCUCCUCAUGGGGCUCUAACUUUUGUGUCUUCUUUAUACACAGGGUGUUUGUCAGAUGUUGAAAUUACAAAAUUAUCUGGUCUUAUUGAUCUUCUAGAAGAAGGCGAUUCAAUUAUGGCAGACAAAGGGUUCGUCUUAAACAAAGUAUUAGAAGGGACAGGCAUAUCUGUCAAUACUCCACCAUUUCUUCUUAGCCAAGGUCAGUUUUCAAAGCAGGAAGUAGAAGAAACACAAAUAAUUGCCAAGCUUAGAAUACAUAUUGAACGACAUAUUCGGAGGGUCAAAGAAUACCAUCUAUUUGAUGGUGUCAUCCCCUUAAGUAUGACAGGUACAAUUAAUCAGUUAUGGACUGUUGCAAACAUGUUGACUUUAUUUAGAGGUCCUCUUGUUAAAGAUUGGUGCAAAUGAAAAACACUGAAAUUGUAAGUGACAUGUGUACAUAUGACAGUGCAUGUAUAAGAAUACUUCAGAUACACGUUACAACAUGCAUUUUCCCUUUUCU